This is a messenger RNA of Tremella mesenterica DSM 1558, 645 nucleotides long. RefSeq lists its product as uncharacterized. The record is from RefSeq and is a predicted model, not a curated record. Gene Ontology annotation, molecular function: RNA polymerase II general transcription initiation factor activity; transcription coactivator activity; protein heterodimerization activity. Gene Ontology annotation, biological process: DNA-templated transcription initiation; RNA polymerase II preinitiation complex assembly. The transcript is spliced from 4 exons. Gene Ontology annotation, cellular component: transcription factor TFIID complex; SAGA complex. The annotation marks the transcript as partial. Lineage: Eukaryota; Fungi; Basidiomycota; Tremellomycetes; Tremellales; Tremellaceae.
CUUGACCACACUGACGAGAUAGUACCCAGAGAUGCGAGAUUGAUCUCUCUCAUCUUAGCUUCGAAGGGUAUACAAGAUGCGGAAGAUAGGGUGUUACACCAAUUACUCGAUUUUGCCCAUCGUUACACUGCCGACGUAUUACAAUCAGCUCAAGUAUUAGCCGAUCAUGCAGGUCGUAAUGGUCGACCGGUGAUUGAGAAAGAAGAUGUAGAAUUAGCUAUAGCUAUAAGACAAAGAAUGGAAUUCGUAGAGGGACCUCCUAGGGAUUAUCUAGCAUCCUUAGCCCACGAUCUAAAUUCCCGUCCAUUACCCAUCUUAACCGAAACAUUCGAACUUGUUCGUCUUCCUCCACCUCAUCAAUGUAUCUCUAACAUCUCUUUCGACCUCGUCUUAGAUCCCACAGCUAUAGAAAUAGGUAUGGAAGAAAGUGAAAGUUCUUCUUCUGAUGAAGAGAGUGAUGAAUUACCGACGGAUGAUGAUGUUGGAGAAGAUGGGGAUGGGGAUGUGGAUGUGGAAGAGGAUGGUGAUGGUGAUGGUGAUGAAGAAGGUGAUGGAGAUCGGGAUGAAGAGAUGGAAGAAAUUGAUGUUGAUGUUGUUAUUCCUGGUGUUAGAGAUAGAGAGAUAGAUGAGGACUAUGAUGUUUAA